This is a messenger RNA of Blepharisma stoltei, 570 nucleotides long. Lineage: Eukaryota; Ciliophora; Heterotrichea; Heterotrichida; Blepharismidae. The record is from the annotation of a GenBank genome assembly.
AUGGAAAAUGGUAUUCCAGCGUAUAAAUCAGAAUUUUUGAAAAGGAUUGAGUUAAGUUUAAAAGAAAAAGAAAUCGAGCAUACCCGACAAGUUUCGUUUUCAAAGACUUUUAAAGAUUUAUUUGAAGUCCAAAGAAAUUCAGGCCAUGUUCUACAUAAUAAAGCAGAACUUCCAAGGCAUAUGAGUACACCUAGAAAUAUGACAUUUAAAGAACUGCCAUCAAGAAUUAGGCAGAGAGAUAGUCCAAGAGUUAUCAAAAGCUUUGCAAAAAUCUUUUCCCCGAAUAAAUUGGAAAUAAAGACAGAGAGGUCUUUAUUAUUGAAUUCAUCAUUAACGAAAGUUAGCUUCGGUAAGAUGACUCCUCAAUUUUCAGAUGAAGGAAAAGAGCCUUCAAUUCACUUAUCUCCAAGGAAAUUUAAAAUUGUGAAUUUUGAUAUUAUUUCAGAUCAUACGAGUAGAAGUUCAAAGUCAAUUAUCAAAGAAAGGCAUCAGAUAAACUCUCCGAGAUAUCAUGUUAGAUUACCAAAAUUGAGCGGAAUCUCUCCACGAUUGAGAAUGAAAAACUUAUAA